This is a messenger RNA of Betta splendens (Siamese fighting fish), 2547 nucleotides long. It is a transcript of the gene trim101, whose product is annotated as tripartite motif containing 101. The coding region runs from base 424 to 1980 and encodes 518 amino acids. Gene Ontology annotation, molecular function: zinc ion binding. Lineage: Eukaryota; Metazoa; Chordata; Actinopteri; Anabantiformes; Osphronemidae. The transcript has 12 exons. The record is from RefSeq and is a predicted model, not a curated record.
AUUUCAGGAAUUCUGGCCAGCACACGGAUCUCACUCCCUCUCUUACUUCUGUCUCUAACACAGACACUAGUUGCUGUGGAUGGUGACGACACUGUCAACAACCAAUGUUUUGUGAAAGUAGGCUCACCAAAGGCAGAAGUAUUGGAAACGGACGAGAGAGCGAGGGAGACAGACGUUUGCCCAGCAAGCUGACUAAGCAUCAGAGACAUUAGCUUCACAGACUGAACUCGCACCUCUUCAACUGACGUUUGGAUGUUUUAGUGUUAGAUUUUACAGCUACGAGAAGACUCGCUACCACCAAGCUUUGCUCAAAAGCUCCUGGCCGAGCGGAGAGUUUCACUGGGAAUCCCCAUGGUGAUUUAGAAAAUGUGGCCAGCUGAGAAGAGAUAAGCCAAGGCUCAGCUUUCACCGAACAAGCCGCAGAUGCAGAGAGAAAGUGAUACCAGUUCGGACUCGCUGCUGGCUAACGGCUGGCAUCAACAGGAGGAGGUGAAGUCUGCUGGAGCGGCCAUGUCGGUGCCUUUGGAUCUGAACUGCCUGCAUGGCACAAGGGGACCCGACAGCGAGGCCGCGCUGACAAUGCUGGAGAAACAGCUGAUCUGUCCCAUAUGCCUGGAGCUCUUCAACAAACCAGUGGUCAUCCUGCCCUGCCAGCACAACCUCUGCAGGAAGUGUGCCAAUGAGCUCUACCAGCCUUCUCUGUUCCAGGCUCGGACCACGAUGCUAGUGAACAGCGGCCGUUUCCGGUGCCCCUCCUGCAGACAUGAGGUGGUACUGGAUCGUCACGGCGUUUACGGUCUUCAGAGGAACCUGCUGGUGGAAAACAUCAUCGAUGCAUAUAAAGAGGAAGUCAGCAAGCACACUGCCACAAGCUUGGUCCCUGCUCCUCCACCUCCUGCUGAGCUGACUUGUUCAGACCAUGAAGGUGAAAAAGUCAACAUUUACUGUCUCACCUGUCAGGUUCCCAUCUGUUCUCUCUGUAAAGUGUUUGGUGCUCACCAGUUCUGUCAAGUGGCUCCUCUCACAGACAUCUAUCAGCAGAAGAAGGAUGAACUGAGUGAAGGAGUCAGUUCUCUGAAGGCGGACAACUACAAAAUCCAAGCUUUUAUCAGUGAUCUGGAGGAGAGUUGCUGUAACAUAGAGGACAACUGUAAGACACAGAAGCAGAUUGUCUGUGACACAUUCAGUCGCUUGUUUUCCAUCCUGGAGGAGAAACACAAGGCAAUGACCCAACAUAUCAGCUCUGAGGAAGAGGAGAAGACGAGCCAUGCCCAGGCAGUGGUGCAUUGCUAUAGAGAAAGUGUGGAGGCCAACAGCAAACUCAUGGAGACGGCAGCAACCUUCAUGGAAGGGUUGGACAUGGCAGCUUUUGUUCAGAACUCAAGAGAACUGAUCACUAAAGUGGUUUCAGCAACAAGCUCCUGUCCAACUGAGAUGCUGAAGCCAGGGUUUGAAAAUGUGAGCCACUACCGAUGCAACUUCAGAAGGCAGGAGAGCGCCCUGAGAAGCAUUGACUUUAUUAAAGCUGCCUCUUCACAUAUUCUGCAAGAACCAGAGGUGGAACCAGAGCCAGAGGAACACAGGAAACCUUUCAUCCUGAACACUGAACCAAACUACUUCCAGGAGACUUCAGACCAGUGUGUGCAGACUCUGGAAGAACCAGUGAAAGACCUAAUUCCACUACCGAUAUCUGCACCUGUGGAAGCAGAACAGCCAGCAGCACCAACACCGCUCCUGGUUCCACAUCUACUCAGUGACUCUCCAGAACCGUGUGACCUGGACGAACCUCAUGAAAGGUCUGUUGUGAAGAACAAGGAUGAUGAGGCAGAGAGAUCUGUGGCUCCUCGCGCUGUUAAAGAGGGAAAGAUCUGUGACGGAAUGAGCACUCAACAGGCGGUCACUCUGCUUGUCUACUUGUUGGCCUUCCUGGUCAUCCUACACAGGGUCUGGGCUUACGUCGGCUGUUUCAUUUGUAUGUAACACCAGCAGGAAUCCGCCCACACUGUGUGCCUCAGAUGGAGCCUGGAACUAGCGGGCCGCUCAGACAAGUCUCUUUUCAGUCUCCUCUUCCUCUUCAUCAUUGUUUUUACCUGUGAGGCUUCUCAUCAACCUAGUUUCUGUUUCUUGUUGCUCAAUGUCUAAAAAGAAGAGGUAUUUAGAUGUGAAGGUUUGAUCCAUCUGUCAGUAUUAAUCUCGAACUGAAAACAUUUGCUCCCUGUGAUGCGCUCCAGUGUCACAGCUGUUUUUUCUAAAUAAUAAUCUCACGCAUUAGCACUAUGACCUACUUUAGGUAAACACAUUCUCUUUAGGUAAAGGCUCUAUUAUUUUAAAAAAAUAUUGCCAGAGCACCAAUAAAAUAUAACAUCAGUCUGAUUAUUAUACUUAUUAUUAUUGAUUAUUGCUGCAGUUGUUUGUGAUUGUAGGUAGUGAUACAGGAUAUCUAAAUAUAUACAUUCACUUGCAGCUGGAGAGUCUGUGCAUAUUGCGCGACACAAGAUGAUCAGUGUUUUUCUGAUACAUGUGGAUAUUAAACAAAUGUUUUGGUCA